AUAAAAGAUGUAAAUCUUGCAGAUUCUGCGGAAUUAUACGAUUCUACACCAAAAAGUGGAGAUGACUACAUUCCAGAAACCACUUCCAAAAGUCACAGUGACAGCGAUGUUAGCCUUAAACUAAACCUAACUACAAAACGUCAGUCUCCUUAUGAUAGACUGAAUACUGUAUCUCUGGAUCAACGAGUCCCCAUGUCUGUGACUCUACAACACCAGGACAUAUAGCCAUCAACAAGCCAACAUCUGAAUCCAGUGGAGCAGAGGAAGGGCCCUGUUCAAGUCAGGCCCUUGAUGACUGCAUAGUUGUUCGUGCAUGCCGAAAAAGAGGUGGGAAUAGAGUGUAAGACAAGAGACAUUAUUGCUUGUAUUGCUCAAAGCCCUAUGCUAAGAUGGCAAGACAUCUAGAACGUGCUCAUCAAGAGAAAUCCGAUGUGGCAAAAGCUCUUAGCUUUCCAAAGAGUUCCAAAGAAAGGAAAAAAACACCUGGAUUAUAUUCGUAACAAAGGAAACUUUGCCCACAAUGCCUCUGUCAUGGAGUUAGGAAAGGGUGAACUAGUACCAUUUAAAGGACCACAUGAAAAAACCCAAGGAAAAGACUUUAUGCAUUGUGCAUACUGUCAAGGACUUUUUACAAGGAAGAUUCUGUGGCGGCAUAUGCGUACUUGUAAACUUAGACCAGGAUCACAACCCACCAAACCAGGAAAGAACCGUGUUCAGUCCAUGUGCACGUACACAGCGCCUGUGCAUUCAAACAUACGUAGGUAAAGAACUCUGGGCAGUAAUUAGUGCCAUGAAUCCUGACCCAGUUACAGAAAUAAUCAAAAAUGACCAUGUCAUUAUUGAUGUUGGGCAACACUUGUUAAACAAAGGUGGGAUAUCAGCCAAGAAUCAGCAGUGUGUGCGAGAGAGGAUGAGAGAAAUGGGAAGGAUGAUUUUAAAAUGCCAGAAGAUACACCACAUUAAAAAAAACAUGGAAGAUUUCAUAAAUCCAAACAAGUACUUAGAGACCGUUAGAGCUGUCAAGUUUACAUGUGGAUAUGACAGUGAGAAAAACAAGUUUGUGGUCCCAUCACUGGCAAACAAACGCGGGCAAACAUGCCCUUGUUAAAGUAAGCAAACUCCUAAAAGCUCAGGGUUUAAUCUCAAACAACAAACUGAUGGUAAAGAAUGCCACUGAGUUUCUAGGUGUCCAUCAGGAGAAAUGGAAUGCGAUGAUCUCAGCUACAGCACUCAGGAACAUCAGGGAAGCAAAGUGGAAUGUGCCUGCUCUCAUGCCCUUCACUGAAGAUGUCCAGAAACUUCAUGCAUGUCUCAGUCAAAUGCAAGAUGAGUGUUACAAUGCACUCUCUGAAAGUCCCUGUACAAAAACAUGGGCAGACUUGGCAAAGGUGUGUCUGGUCCAGAUCAUUCUCUUUAACCGACGCAGGGAAGGAGAGGUGGCAAGUAUGCCUUUAUCUGCGUUUUCAUCAAGAGACACUUCUGAUCCGCAUGAAGAUGUGGACUGGGCACUCUCUGAACUGGAAAAAAUAAAGCUCUGUAGGCACUUCUCAAGGAUUGUCAUCAGAGGAAAACGAGGUGGUCCAGUUCCAAUUCUUCUGACUCCAAAAAUGCUGUGCACAGUAGAACUCCUUGUCAAGCAGAGAGAGUCUUGUGGAGUUUUGAAAGAACAUUUGUAUAUGUUUGCAAGACCUGAAGCCAUGACACAUUUCCGAGGGUCAGACUCCAGCAUCCGAGGCUUUGCAAAGGUGUGUGAUGCGAAUCGCCCCAGGUCACUGACAUCUACCAGAUUGCGAAAGCAUGCAGCGACCCUUUCCACAGUGCUGAACUUGACAGACACAGAGAUGGACCAGCUUGCCAAUUUUCUUGGACAUGACAUAAGAAUCCAUCGUGAGUUCUAUCGACUUCCUGAGAAGACCCUGCAAUCGGCCAAGAUCAGUAAAGUUCUAAUGGCGCUCGAGCAAGGAAGACUAUCUGAGUUUCAUGGCAAGAACUUGGCAUGAAAUGGAGAUAGAACCAAAUGAAACGGUUCUUGACAGUGAUCAGGAAGAGACGAGCAGACAGGAGGAAAACUGCUGUAAUGUUGAUGGUAUGGAUUAAAUAUGUAAAUAAGUAAGCUA
Cynoglossus semilaevis (tongue sole) is the source of this 2117-nucleotide messenger RNA. RefSeq lists its product as uncharacterized. NCBI's taxonomy places the organism in Eukaryota, Metazoa, Chordata, Actinopteri, Pleuronectiformes, Cynoglossidae. The coding region runs from base 1038 to 2000 and encodes 320 amino acids. The transcript has 2 exons. The record is from RefSeq and is a predicted model, not a curated record.